CGCCCUGCGGGCUCACGGGCUCAAUCUGCGCAGCGCCUCCUCCAUGUUGAGCAAACCUCUUCAGGGGCUUGCGAUGGCCCCCACACCGCCGCCAGGAGGCAAGGAUCGGGAAGCGUUCGAGGCCAAGUACCGACUUGGCCCCCUGCUGGGAAAGGGGGGCUUUGGCACAGUCUUCGCAGGACAUCGCAUCACGGACCAGCUCCAGGUGGCCAUCAAAGUGAUCCCCAGGAAUCGCGUGCUGGGCCGGUCCACCCUGUCGGAGACAGAGUUGGUCACAUGCCCGCUGGAGGUGGCGCUGCUCUGGAAGGUGGGUGCAGGCGGUGGGCACCCCGGUGUGAUCCGCCUGCUCGACUGGUUUGAGACCCCCGAGGGCUACAUGCUGGUCCUUGAGCGGCCUCUGCCGGCCCAGGAUCUCUUUGACUACAUCACUGAGCAGGGCCCACUGGGCGAAGAACGGAGCCGCUGCCUCUUCACCCAGUUGGUGUCGGCCGUGCGGCACUGCCACACCCGGGGGGUCGUGCAUCGCGACAUCAAGGACGAGAACAUCCUGAUAGACCUCCGCCGAGUGUCUAUCAAACUCAUUGAUUUUGGUUCCGGUGCCCUGCUUCAUGAUGAGCCCUACACUGACUUUGACGGGACAAGGGUGUACAGUCCCCCGGAGUGGAUCUCACACCACCAGUACCAUGCCCUCCCAGCCACCGUCUGGUCCCUGGGCAUCCUCUUCUAUGACAUGGUGUGCGGGGACAUUCCCUUCGAGAGGGACCAGGAGAUUUUGGAUGCUGAGCUCCACUUCCCAGACCAUGUGACCCCAGACUGUUGUGCCCUAAUCCGCCGGUGCCUGGACCCUAAACCUUCUGCUCGACCCUCCUUGGAGGAGAUCCUGGUGGAUCCCUGGAUGCAGACCCCAGAUGAGGAUGCACCCCCUGACACUCCUAAAGGGGGUUCUGCCCCUUUGGCCUGGUCCCUGCUGCCCUAGUUGGGUUGUCCCCUGGCCACCGCCACAGGGAUAGAGGGACAUCCGUUGAUCUGAUUUUACAGGUCAUUACAAAUCCAGUGUUACUAGGGUCAGAAAACAAGCCCAGUCUGCCCAGUCCCCAUCCCAAUCCCGUUAAGGAGCCUCCCUCCCAGAAUCUGUGGUUGCUCAUUCUGGAGGGGGGAGGGGGUACUUCCUAGCUUCUCAUUUGAAGUUAAUUCCAUUCUGAGCCCCUGGAAUCCGUGUUACAACCCUCACACUGGCACUCCUGCCUGCUACACCACAUGAACUUAGUUGAAAUGCUCUAACUUGGGCAGGGUGCUUUUGUUGGAAUACCCAGCAGCUCUUAAUUUUAGCCAAGGGACUGUCUUCUGGCUUAGGUUAAGGUUCCAUGUUCAGUCAAGCUGCUUGCCUACCUCAGCCCAGGGUUGAUUAUUCUGGGGGAGGUGAUGCCCUGUUGUUAUCCCAGGGUUUUCUUCUUCUUCUUCCUUUUUCUUCUUUUUUUUCUUUUGUGAAGGGACCCUACUCUGUUAUUCCAAGUGCUCUUAUUCUGGUGAGGAGAAAACCCUACUUCCAAGAUGAGGGGAGGAAUGGGAGAUGGACACCACAAGUCCACUGAGAUGGGUUGGAUGGUUUUGGGGAGAUAGGGUGGGGAAAUAAGUCUUAUUGUUUGUUCUCCUAGGGCCUCCCCCUCCACCUUUUUUUGGUUUCUUGCUGCCUCCUUCUGAGCCAGGAUUGUCCAGUUGCUGAAAUGUAAAUACUUAUGUAUUAGGAGGAAGAGAGCUCCAACUGUGUCAUCCUCUCUCUUCUCUCCAUGCCUGGAUUAUUUAAAAAGCCAUAUGUGGACACCCACUAUUUAAUAAACGUACUAGAAUCACAA
This is a messenger RNA of Pipistrellus kuhlii (Kuhl's pipistrelle), 1853 nucleotides long. RefSeq names its product serine/threonine-protein kinase pim-2-like. Gene Ontology annotation, biological process: regulation of mitotic cell cycle; negative regulation of apoptotic process; protein autophosphorylation. Gene Ontology annotation, molecular function: protein serine/threonine kinase activity; ATP binding. The transcript has a single exon. NCBI's taxonomy places the organism in Eukaryota, Metazoa, Chordata, Mammalia, Chiroptera, Vespertilionidae. The record is from RefSeq and is a predicted model, not a curated record. Gene Ontology annotation, cellular component: cytoplasm. Bases 44 to 976 code for a protein of 310 amino acids.